Molecule: messenger RNA, 4116 nt
Organism: Cryptosporidium muris RN66
Lineage: Eukaryota; Apicomplexa; Conoidasida; Eucoccidiorida; Cryptosporidiidae
Product: C2 domain-containing protein
Exons: 1
Coding region: 1-4116 (1371 amino acids)
Biological process (GO): plasma membrane organization
Source: RefSeq, a predicted model, not a curated record
AUGUUACAACCAACAACCGAGUACAAUAUACGAAUUGAUGUGUAUGAGCUACGAGACCUAAAGUUCAACAAUGGAAGUCAAGAUAUCACUCCAAACCCUUAUGUGGAGGUAAAAGUAGGAGAUCAAAUUCGUACAACUUCAAAACAAACUGCAGUAUCUUCUGCAUCAAUUCAAGCAUCGUAUAACUUCACUGUCACCUUAACAAAGGCAGAUUUUGAGUGUUCCUCUAUAGAAGUAAAUGUUAUGCAUGCCUUUAUCCUAUCUAGUGCAACAAUUGGGUCUCAUAUUUUAAGUUUCAACUAUAUUUAUAAUAGAAAUCAACACUGGAUGUACAGAAACUGGGUACCUUUAAUUCUAGCAGAAAAGCCUUGGGAAGUAAUGGGUUAUAUAUUACUAACAGUUGGUAUAUUUGCCCCUGCUGAUCAAAUCCCUGUUAUAGAUGAAAGUUCAGCUUUGGUAAAUGGAUCUGAAAAUGAACAAGUAGCUAGAAUAGCUGCAGGACCAGAAGUUACUUUAACUCUAUAUAAUUUGGGAAUAAAUAUAUACAAGGGUCAGGAUAUAGCUCCAAUUACAGGGAUGUACAAUCUAGUUGAACCAUUUGUAUGUGUGAGACAUGGUGUAUCUACAAUGUCCACUAAAUGCAUUAAGAAUGAAUCUAAUCCUGUAUGGAAAGUAAUGAUUUCAUUACCAGCUUAUUCACCUUGUUCUGAUUCAAAUGUAAUUAUUGAGUUAUGGAAUGGAGAAUCCAAACCAACAUUAUUAGGUAAAUUUCGUCUUGAUGCUUUCAGAUUAUUCAAAGAACCUUUUCCUUUAACUUGGGUUAAUCUUUACUGGACUCAGCCACCUUCUGGGGGCGCAGCUGAAUUAUUUGCAUCUUCAAAUACGUCCGUGACAUCUCUUGUUCCAAGUAGUUAUGCUGGACGUUUGUUGAUAUCAGCUAUAGCUCAGAAAUGUCAAAAAUGUAAUAUUAAAUCAAUACAAUCUGCUCCUCUAGUAAAUGAACCUCCUAUGACACGAUAUAUUUUAUGGAUUGAUGUAUAUGAGGUGACUUGUAGGCCAGAUUACCAAGGAGAAGUUAUAUUGGAGUUUUGUAUUGGUCCUCAAACUGUAGCAUCUCCAUCUAUGCCAAUGUAUAGAGAGCCCCUAAUAUUUGAUUCUCAAAGUGGUCGCUUAGAUGAGACAUAUUUUUAUUUAUCAGAUGGUCAAGAUCCAUGGGACUUGUUUAUUUAUGCAAUAACUGGAAGUGGAGAAGGCCUUUGGACUUCUGCAAAAUACAGUAAAUUAUCGUUUACAAGGAUAGCUUUAGAGAAUAUUUCAAGAGAAGUUGCAGGAAACCCUACUUGGUAUAGUUUAAAAUCUAUUUAUGAUUCUAAUAAUGGGUACAUAUUCAAUGUUUUAGCUGAUAUAACGAUUGUUGCUGCAAAUACAGCUUCAGAUCGUCCAGAACGUCUUGAAUAUUCUUUAAAUCACUUUUUUUUUAGAUCAUUUAUUUAUGAAGGAAUGAAUCUUCCAGGGAUAUCUUCAAUUCUUCCAAAUCCUUAUGUUAAGAUUUCUAUAGGGGAUCAAUCAAUUCAAACUCGUACUAUUGAAACGACAUAUGUACCACAGUGGUAUGAAGCUUAUGAAACUAAAGUUUCACUACCAAAAAAUUUAUCACUUGCUUCAGAUAUAUUGAUAGAAGUUUAUCAUCAGAAUUUAAGCUAUAUAGGAUAUGAACAACGCCUUGGAUAUACAACUUAUAAGCUUACUGAGGUUCCUAAAGUUUGGAAGACACUCCCAGUAUGGCUGAAACUUAGAUCUACUAUUGGAAAUGCUCAAAAUAAUACAAAUACAAUGAUUUUAUGUUCAUUUGAACUUGUCUCUGAAAUAGAAGUCAAAAAUUACCCAUUCUAUGAUGAUAUUCGUCCUUCAACAAUCCCAGCAGAUAUUCGACUUUUCAUAGUAGGAAUUAGAAUGUUUGAGUCUAUUAAAAAUCCCGUAGUUUCAAUUUCUUAUGGUCGGGAAGUUGAUACUUCCAGUGUUCCACUGUGGCAUGACACAACUCCAUCUAAUGCUACUGGAAAUGAGGGAAACUGGAAUUUUCUUCAUGAUUUUGCUAUAACAGCUGAGUUACCAAAAAGGCAUGUUUUUCAAUCAUACUUUGAAGUUACAGUACAUGGAGAGGUUUCAGGUUAUUCUGGAAAUUCAGAUAGUAUUUCAGGAUUUGGCACUCUGUACUUCAAUAACACUAUUCCUUGGUAUGAUGAAGAUACUAAAAAAGAUAGUGAUAAAUUUUUUCAUCUUACAACAGAAGAAGAUAUUUUUCUUGAAUCUAGUAUAGAAAAGAAUUCAAUAGUUGGAACUACUCAAAAUACAGAAGAAGAUAAAAAUAAUAAGAAAGUAUUAAAUAAUAUGAAAUCAUUGGUAGCUCCAACAAGUGCUUUAGCAUCUACGGGAUCUAUAUAUGAUCCAGAUGCAGCUAAUUCACUAUUAUAUCCAGUUGUAGAUUUAAUUAGAGCUGAUAAUAGAUCUCUAGAAAUUGAAGUGGAUAUAAAUAAAGUAUCACAAGAUAAUACAGACAAUAAAUACAUAAAUAUAUUAGCAGAUGAUGAAGAUCAAGCUAAUAUGGCUUCUAAACUUAAAGCUGUAGGAACUAUUUUUGGGUUUGAUGCAACCCUCUUGAACUUUGAUCUAAAAGUUUUUGCUGAUGAUGAGGUUGAUGAGAGGUUUGAAAUACCUUACGAAAUGGAGCAAGAUUUAGAUUUAACAGAACUCCCUUAUAAAAGUCUGCCAUUAGUACAGUUAAAUAGUAAAGGUUUGUAUUAUGUUGUUGGCUAUCUUAAAUAUAUCCUUUGUAUCACACAACAACCUAGAGAUGGUCAAGAUUAUAUUGUCAGAAAUCAAAUUAAAAGAUUGGAAGAAGAAGAACUAAAAAAUUUUACAACAGCUAGGCAAUGGAUUGCAGAUCAAUAUACUUCAAUGAAACCUAUAGUAGCAAGGUGUUACAUACUAUCAGCUCGAGGUUUGUUACCUCCCAGUGGUGAUGCUAACCCUUCUGUAUAUAUAUAUAUUAGAUCUCAAGAAAGUGAUAGUAAUAUAUCUAAAUCUAAAAAGAGGAGUCUUUACCCAAGUAAUAUUAGAGAUAUUGGUUAUGUACGACAUCAAGGAUACAGACCAGAGUUUAAUCAAGUCUAUGAAAUAGGUUGUAUACUACCACGAAAUGCCUUUGUAAAAAUCUCUUUAAUUGGAACUGGAACUAUGAGUGAAGAGGUAAUUGGAACUACUUUCAUUGAUAUAGAAGAUCGUUGGUUUCAUCCCAAAGUUAGGACAAUGAUAGAGACAAACACUGUACCCAUAGAAUUAAGAACUUUACGGAUUGACAACAGUAUUGUGUCUCAUGGAACUCUCAGAGCAUGGUAUGAAAUUUUAUCAGAACAAGCUGCAAAAGCUAUUCCAGUUACUCCAUUAGCUUCUGCAGAUCCACAAACAUUUCAACUUAGAAUUGUAGUCUGGCGUGUAAGACAAGUCCCAGUAGAAUCGAAUACAUCAAUCUCACUAUAUGUAAGUGCUGUUUAUAACCAAGAGGAAAAUAAUAGUGAAACACAAUCUACUGAAACUCACUAUAACUCAAAAGAUGGAACGGGAGUUUUUAAUUGGAGAUUUGUAUAUAAUAUUAAAAUUCCCACCCAAUAUCCUAUAUUAAAGGUCCAACUAUGGUCCUAUGGUUUAAUUCAAAGUGAAAAUAUAGGGGAAUGUUCAAUUGACUUUUCUAAUGAUUUUGGAAAGGCUAGAAAACACUCAUCUCAAAUACUUAGAAUUCCUAGAACUUGGUAUGGUUUCACACAUCCUAUACAAACUAAUCUUCAACAGGGACAAGUUGAACUAGAAAUUGCUAUUGUACCUAGUAAAAUUUCAGAUGUUAAUCCAGUAGGUAAAGGUAGAGAUCCUCCAAAUGUAGAUCCUUUUCUUGAAGAUAUUACUGAGAACAGAACAUAUGUAGAUUGGAAGGGAAUUGGGGAAGUUAUUUCUUCUGCAACAUCCUCAAUAUGGACAAAAGCUAAACGAGCUUUUAUAAUAGGAGCUAUUAUUGGGGUUAUAGCUUUAAUUAUUUUUCUAAUAGUAGUGCUUAAGAAUUAA